This is a messenger RNA of Thlaspi arvense, 1812 nucleotides long. The record is from the annotation of a GenBank genome assembly. Lineage: Eukaryota; Viridiplantae; Streptophyta; Magnoliopsida; Brassicales; Brassicaceae.
CUAAAUUGCGGCCAUACAAUAAUGCUACGAUACAAUUGCUGCAUUUCAAUUUGCCCGUACACGGCGAAACAACCUUCGUUCCAUAGGACACAGCACCGUGUUUCCUCCAGUCUUUCCUCUGGUGACAUUACCCUUCGCGGUGGUGGUGGUGGUGCCGCCUCCGCCUCCUCCUCCUCCCGCCUCCGUGAUCUUGUUUUCGUCGUAAACCCUCAAGGUGCUAAUGGUAGAACAGCCAAGGAAUGGAAGAAGUUGCUUCCUUACCUACGAUCUCGUCUUGGUAAAGACUGUAACAUAUGCGAAUCAUUAACAACGGGUCCUUCUCAUGCCAUUGACAUUACAAGAGAGGCUAUUAGGGAUGGUGCAGAUGCUGUAAUUGCCGUAGGAGGUGAUGGAACACUGCAUGAGGUUGUAAAUGGAUUCUUUUUGGAAGGCGAACCUGUAGGUAGUCUCAACAGCGAAGCUAGUCAUUCGGCUGCACUUGGUCUGAUUCCCUUAGGUACUGGCUCGGAUUUUGCUAGAACAUUUGGUUGGAAAAAUGAUCCCUGUGAAGCCGUGGAGCGCAUUGCUAGAGGGGUACGAUCACGGGUUGAUGUCGGUGUGAUUGACCAUGAAGGAAGGGAUUCACAUUACUUCAUUAACGUUGCAGAUGUUCAUUUGAGCGCAAAGGCAGGUUUUUACGCAUCAAAGUACAAGAAAUUUGGAAACUUGUGCUAUGUAAUUGGUGCCCUGCAAGCUUUUAUGGGUCAUCAUAACCGAGAUAUGAGAAUCAGGAUCAAUGGAGGUGAAUGGGAAAUAUAUUCUCAAGUCACGGCUCUCUGCGUUGGAAACGCUAAAUACUUUGGUGGAGGAAUGAAAAUCACUCCCAACGCCGUCCCUGGAAAUGGAAAUCUUGAGGUUGUUGUUCUUCAAGACUUCAAAUGGUACGAUUUCAUACUGAAACUUCAUAAGCUAUACAAUGGGACGCAUCUCUCGGUUAACAAUGUGAGCUCAAGAAGUGUACAAAGUAUCGAAGUGGAAGAGGUUUCAGACAGUGGAAGUAUCUAUGUUCAGUCAGACGGAGAACAUCUUGGAUUUCUACCUAGAAAGUUUCGGCCAAGAAUGGUUGUUUCUCUUCCCUUUCAUUCUAUCACCACCGUCAACACCAGCUACUCCGGCGAUGGUGGCCGUUCAAUAUCCCGACGUUAUCGUAGAUUCGAAUCAACUGGAUUGAGUUGCAGAGGACAGAUUCCUACCAACGAGCCACAGUCAAGUAAAGGAGCCGAGCCAGAGAAUGUCUUACUCAAAAUCGCUUGGUACGGAUCCGAGCUACUCGGAAUCGCUGCUUCCGCUUUCCGAUCUCCGGCGUCUCCUCUUCCUCCGACUGUAACAGGCUUUGAGGUUCCGGUCGAUUGUUCGGGAAGAGCCGUUCGUGUAGCCGUCGUGGACUCGAUCAAACAAGACUUCAAGCGAUCGUAUUUCGUCACAGGGAACUUGACGCCGGAGGUUUAUGAGGAGAAGUGUGAAUUCGCCGAUCCUGCUGGAUCCUUCAAGGGUCUUACUCGUUUCAAAAGGAACUGUACUAAUUUCGGAUCCCUGAUCGAGAAAUCGAAUAUGAAGCUCAUGAAAUGGGAAAAUUUCGAGGAUAAAGGAGUGGGACACUGGAAAUUUAGCUGUGUCAUGUCGUUUCCAUGGAAACCCAUUCUCUCAGCAACUGGUUACACGGAGUACUAUUUCGACACAGAGUCCGGGAAAAUUUGCAGACACGUGGAGCAUUGGAAUGUUCCUAAGAUUGCUCUGUUUAAGCAACUUCUGAGACCCAGUCGUGGAGAUUAA